GCGGUGGAUCGGUUGGGGGGGGGGGGUCUCUGUGGAGGCAGCUAUGCAGACGGUGGAGAAAGAAGCUGGACUGCGUUAGGGGGAGCAGUUGCGGCUCUGACGGAGACGAGGGCCUGCUAUUUUUAGGGAGACUGGAAUGUACACUGAGGCCUCGUGGAAGGAGAGCUUCACAACAAACAGUCCAGAGCCAUCCCCUAUAAACAUCCACCUUCUACACUUACAGACCUCUCCAAACAUACAUAGAGAACUGAGAAAAAGCUGAGAAAAAGAGAGAGAGAUAAAAAGAGAGAGAGAGAGAGAUUCAUAGUUGUGAUACAAGAUGUGCUACAAGUUGGCUGAGACCAGCAUCGAUGGACCCAUAACAGAAGUCCUGCACUACAAAGACAAAGAGCUGAUGGAAGCGCUGCCCUUACAACUGAACAACCUGAGAAAGGAGCAGAUCCUCACAGACGUUGUCCUCUGUUCGGACGGCAAGGAGAUUCCCUGCCACAGGAACGUUCUGGUGUCCAGCAGUCCUUACUUCUACGCUAUGUUCUGCAGCAACUUUCGAGAGAGCCAACAGUCCUGUGUGGACGUGAAGGAUGUUCCCUUUGAGAUCUUGAGUAGCAUUGUGGACUACGUCUACACAGGAAGCAUCAGUAUCAGCAUGGAGCUGGUUCUCCCGUUGAUGCAAGCCGCUGCUAUGCUACAGUACGUAAGACUUUUUGAAGCCUGCUCGACGUUCCUUCAAGCCCAGCUUAGUCCGGACAACUGCCUGAGCAUGAUCCGCCUCUCUGAGAUCCUGCACUGUGUCAGUCUUCAGGAAAAAGCCAGAGAAUUGGCUGUGAGAAGCUUCUCGGACGUUGCGUCUUCGGAGGACUUCUGUGAGCUUUCCCUGCAUGAGCUAGUCGGCUACCUGGAGGACGACCAGUUGUGUGCCGAGGAGGAGCAGGUGUUUGAGAUCCUCCUGACCUGGAUCCAUCAUGAUCCGUUCGCCCGGCGAGGUAGCAUCCAUGAUCUGUUCCGACGGGUGAGGCUGCGACACGUCCAUCCAUCCUACCUCUUCCAGUUUAUUGCUAACGACCCUUUGGUGCAGUCCUCUUCCCUGUGUACUGAGAUCAUUGAAUCAGUUCGACGGCUUCUCUUUUCCGUUGGCUCCUGUUGCCCAGGUGAUCUGCAGCCACUUUGGGAAACUCCACGCCGCCAUACCUGCAAAGAAGCUUUAGUGGUCGUAGGUGGUCGGAAGAACAACGAGCGCACAUCCCGUGAGGCAAUGCUCUUCGACGAACAGACGCAAAGAUGGCAGUGGCUUGCCAAGCUCCCUGUACGCCUCUACCGUGCCUCCUACGUCUGCAUGCACAGCAUCCUCUACGUUUUAGGAGGUCUCACCAUAAGAUCAGGAGGAGGAACGGUGCCUAGCACCACAGUUUACACUCUCUCCCUCAAAACCAACCAGUGGAGAAUGGCCGAACCCAUGCUGACUCCUCGAUUUGCCCAUCAGAGCAUCUCCUAUCUGCAUUUUAUCUUCGUCAUAGGUGGGAUUACAGAUGAUGGACAGAUCUCUAACGGCGUAGAGAGAUACAACACCAUGUUCAACCAAUGGGAACUUAUGUCUCCAAUGCCAACCGCAGUCCAGCACCCUGCAGUGGCUGCACAUAACCAGAGAAUCUACGUGUUUGGAGGGGAAGAUGCCAUGCAAAACCCAGUACGAAUGAUACAGGUCUACCACAUUGGAAGGAAUCUCUGGUGCAGAAUGGAGAACAGGACGGUGAAGAACGUCUGCGCCCCUGCUGCUGUUAUUGACAACAAAAUCUACAUCAUUGGAGGUUACACAAGACGAGUGGUGGCCUAUGACAUUAAAGCUAACCAGUUUAUUAAAUGCAAGAAUAUGAAAGAGAGAAGAAUGCAUCACUCAGCCACGGUCAUCAACAGCGAGCUGUACGUCACUGGAGGACGAUACAUCAACGGCCAGGACGUCAUCGAGGACCUGGACAGUGUCGACUGCUACAACCCAGAAACAGAUACGUGGAUGUCGAAGGGAAAUCUGCCUUUCAAGCUGUUUGAUCAUGGCGCUGUUCCUUUGGUCUAUGUCUCUGAUAAACAUCUUCCCACAUGAAUUAACAUGAAUUAGCUUAGGAUUAGUUUAGUCUAGCUUGGAGCUAAAGCCCUGAUUGGUUGUUGACAACCCUGGAACAUUGCUAACAGUAUUGUUUUAUACAACUAGCUAUAAGAGAUAUUUGACAGUGCUGGAUGUUAAUCUACACUGAUUUCUCUACUGAAAACAGUUUAUUUGGGUGUUUAAAGCACUUCUGUUUAUUUACAGUAAGCUUAGAUUUCCAAUAUUUUGUCUAAGGGUAAGUUUCUCCAGCACUAAGGCUGGGUGCAGCAGCAGCACUGGCAUUAGCCGCUAAUUGCAACACUAGCGGGGCGUUAAUGCUGUCCGAUAGAACUUUGAGUGUUUCGGUAACCCAGGGCGCUAUCAGCUAGCGAUUGGUUCCGCACAGCUUGUUUUAACACAGCAACACUCGGACUGCAGUCCAAUAUACUCGUCUCUGAGCGGCAAAAGAGCUAGCGCUGUGGUUAGCGGCUAAUGCUAAUGCUGCUGCACCCAGCCUUAGUGCUGAAGAAACUUCACACAAAAAAAAACUCUUAUAACGCUGUACUUCAGCAGAGUGGCUUUACUGCUUAAUAUCUGACUGGAAAAAAAUCAUACAUAAGGCGCACUGUCGAUUUUUGGGAAAACUAGAGAAUUCUAAAUGCAAAAAAUAUGGUAAUAGCUACUGCGCUUGCGCAGAUCUCCACAUUACAGUUGACUUUCCCCUCUAGCAUGCUUAUAUCCCUUUCAUAGCUCAUAGCUUGAGCAGUAACCUGAUAAUCUGGCUCGUUUUACUAAAGAAAUGGACUUUAUCCAUAAACGGAGGCCAUGUUUAGCGUUACUUGAACUCCCACUCAUACUGCAACCAGUGGCUGGUCUCCUCAUUAUAAGAUUUUAAUAUUUAUUUUUAAAUUCUUUGGCAGUUGAGUUGUGUUUUUCUCAUUUGGUUUAAUAGUUUUAUGUUGAUUUUCAGAGGACAGGUAUGUGAGUGUAUAAAAUAUAUUCCUAUUAAACUUGCUAAAGAAUUAAUAAUCCAAAAAAUCAGUGAAUUAUGAUAAUAAUACUCUAAAUAACAGUAAUAAUGUGAUUCAUUUUGUUGCUUUUUCCAUUAGAAAAAACACAUAUCUGGAGUUUCUAAUCUGGGUAUGACAUUAAGUACAGAUUAACGCUCGGCUUCAGUGUGGUGCAUUAAAGUAGACUUUUAAUUUGUGGACUAAAUUUUGAUUUGUGUAGCACUUUUCUCUGAAGAGCAUCUUUAUCCCAACACAUUCCCACCACAUGGUUUCGUUUACUGUGUUCUUCUCACUGUUGUUUUCUUUGCUGUUUGGAAAGACAUUUGCACAGUUGUGUAUUGGGUUGAAUCAGGUUCAUAGUUAAUUGUUUAAUUUUUGUUAUUUUGUUGCAUUUUAUAAAAAUAGUUCUUUAUAGCAUGCUGAAGAAGACUGGUGACUUUAUAAAACUGUCUACUUGAAUUAUCCACAUACUGUAUACACUGGUAUUACCUUCAACUUUCCCUUUUGUUAUGUGAUAGUAGAGUGUAAAUGUUAAAUGUUACACACUUUUGUAAUAUUUUUGUAAUGUUUUUGUAACGUUUUUCAUAUUUUUAUUUUGUUAUGUGAUUGUGUUUGUAUCAAGUACAGAAUUUAAAAUAAAAGUCUUUUUGCGA
This is a messenger RNA of Astyanax mexicanus (Mexican tetra), 3740 nucleotides long. RefSeq names its product kelch-like family member 38b (gene klhl38b). Bases 320 to 2095 code for a protein of 591 amino acids. Lineage: Eukaryota; Metazoa; Chordata; Actinopteri; Characiformes; Acestrorhamphidae. Gene Ontology annotation, molecular function: protein binding. The record is from RefSeq and is a predicted model, not a curated record. The transcript has 4 exons.